Molecule: messenger RNA, 5828 nt
Organism: Osmerus eperlanus (European smelt)
Lineage: Eukaryota; Metazoa; Chordata; Actinopteri; Osmeriformes; Osmeridae
Gene: dlec1
Product: DLEC1 cilia and flagella associated protein
Exons: 38
Coding region: 192-5243 (1683 amino acids)
Biological process (GO): negative regulation of cell population proliferation
Cellular component (GO): cytoplasm; cilium
Molecular function (GO): tubulin binding
Source: RefSeq, a predicted model, not a curated record
ACAGUGGUGCUUUAUUUUCACGCUAGUACGACAUUAGGUAGCGAGCUGUAUUUGUGAAUUUACAAACUCUAUUUAGAGUUAUUCAAAUGCAGACUCAAGUAACGUUCUAGACGUCGACAUUUUGGGCAUACAAAGACCCGUCUGCAACCGUCAUACUGGAGUCCCUAGAAGCACUUGGGUUUGAUCCGUCUAUGAACCGCCAUAGACCUGCAUCAGAAAAAACACAGGACAUUUCUCAUCUAUUAGCAAGCAUAUUUGAGGAUGUUUACAUUACGGAGAUUAUUGGGAAAGACACAGUUGCCAAUCUCACCAAGACAAGAAGGGGAGGCAACACACACCAUGACAAAUAUGUGGAAGAUCUUCAACAGGUGCACUCAGAACAUAGGAAGCGUAUGAGAGAUGCUGAUAUGCUAGAGAACCACAUCAUCCAGGCAAGGGUCCAGGCCACAGCCACAGAGAGCCAGGUGCAUGAUACGGUGGUGGAGGAAAUGGGAGUGGCUUACCACCAUCUUGGCCUCCCUGCAGUCAAAUCCACAUUCAUGUGGUGUGUGAACAAUGGAGUCCUUGCAAGCAACAACCUGAUCUGUCCACAGGACUACAUAGUAGAACAAGCCCCACUGGGAAAAGCACCAAGAGCCAAGUCCACACGUGGUUUUACUAACCCAACCACGGUCUACAACAAGCAUGUAUGCAACCGGCCCAAGAAUGAUGACUUCACAGUGAUCCUGUCUACAGAUAGAACUGUCCGGGGUCUGCUGGAAGAGUCAGAGACUACCCUGACCCGAACUUCCAGCCCUGUCAGCUUCUUUGCCAAGUGCAAAACAAAGGAGGAGGCCAGCACUAAGAGCCAGACAGAGGAGAGGAUCACACUGCAAAAACUGAAGGAUCGCUGCAAUUUGUGCGACCCUAGAUACCUUUCUCCCCAUGCGCAGAAAGGCAGCAAAUCCCUUGUCCUGCCAAGGAAGGUGGACAAGAUGUUACAGGGGGAAAAACAUGUGGCGGCAGAAAGCUCCACAGAUCAGCCUGUCCCAGUUUUCCUUGCCAGUCCACCUCUUGUGUUCUUCACAGACUACAGAGUGGGACAUGUGUAUGAGGUACACUCACACCACACCGAGACGACAGUGGAGCUGAGAAACCUGACCACUACUAGCCGCUACGUCAGAGUGCUUCCACCUACCACUACCCACUUCUCCAUUAGCCUGGGAAGGUUUCCUGGUGAGGGGGGUAUUGUUGCCCCUGGCAUGAGCUGCCAGUACACAGUGCGCUUUGCUCCAGACUCAUUGGCAGACUUUGAAGACUUCCUGGUGGUGGAGACUCAAGCGCAGUACCCACUCCUGGUGCCUAUAGUGGCUCGCAGGCCUCCACCUGUACUCACAUUGCCCAGUGUCCUGGAAUGUGGCUAUUGUCUGGUGGGAGGUGUGAAGUUUGUUGAGUUUCUGUGCUGCAACGAGGGCCUCAGUGCUGGAACCUUCUGCAUAAUGCCCAAGAGCCAAUGGCCAACCUCUAACCUCCGGUCGGUAGUAAAAACCAGCUUUGCUGAGCAGCCCCCUUUUGGAGUGACCCCCUCUCUCUUUGAACUGCAGCCUGGUCAAACUGCAGUGGUGGAGGUGGUUUUCUUUCCCACCACUGCGGAGAGCUGCUCCCAAGUGUUCACCAUUGUGUGUGACAACUGUCAGGUCAAAGACAUCACCAUCCAAGGUGAGGGUCAGCUGGUUCUCCUGGAGCUGGUGUCUGUGCUGGGUGAGGAGGAGUGUCCUGCUCAAGGGGAGCUGUGUGAUCUCACUGCUGAGCACCAUGUUCGCUUCGGUCCCGUCAACCCUCACUCUGUCCAGCAGAAGAAGCUUGUCAUUAAGAACAACACUUGUCUAGAGCUGCCGUUUUACUGGCAGAUAAUGAAGCCUAAUCUGCAGUCUUUGCUUCCUGGGGAGAACCCUGACACAUCCCACAUCCACUACCACCUGGCCAUAGAUCUGGGGUUUUAUGUCAGCCCCACAACAGGUAUUCUGGCCCCUCUCCAAGAGCAUGAGUUCCUGCUAACCUACAACCCUCAAGAGUUGAAGGACUACAAUAGUGUGUGCCACCUGGUCUUGAAAGACAUCCCAGAUCCGCCCAAGGAGCCCAGUAAUGAUUGGGCCCCACACACUCUAAAUACAGCAGCUGAAACGAAAGAUGUCAUUGUGAUGGCGAUAGAUGUCAAAGGGACAACAGAACCAUAUCAAAUCCUUUUGGAGCCAUAUUCAAUUCACAUCCCAGGAGAGCUCUUCAUUGGUACUACCAUCAACAGAAAGUUUAAGAUGUGGAACAACAGCAAAUCUUUGAUCAGCUUUAAAUGGGAGAGGAAGAAUGAUUAUCACAUUAUGGAAGUAAUGCCUCCUAGUGGAGAAAUUGAGGCAUAUGAGUGUUUUGACCUGGAACUGGUUCUUACUGGAGGGAGAGCAGGUAAAGUUGCGGCCAGCUUGCAGUGUCAAAUUAAGAACCACAACAAGUCUGUCACUCUCAACAUAACAGCCACUUUCAAGGGCCCUCACCUGUCUCUAAGUGUUCCCAGUGUGGAUCUGGGCCUGUUGAGGCUGGGGGAUCAGGCCCAGUCCAAGGUGACCAUACUCAACCCCAGCCAGCUGGAGGCCUGCUGGACCUUAAGAGAACUGGCCAACAACCUUUCAGACAAAGAUACACAGAUCACAGUGGAGCCAUACAGGGGUGUGCUGCCUCCCCUAGCAUCCCACAGUAUUCAUGUGCUCUUCAGACCAAAGGCCUGUCAACACUUUGAGACAAUACUGGAACUGGUUGUGGAACAUGGUACUGGAUGCCACCUCUUGGUGCAGGCUGAUGUCCAAUCCCCCCAAGUGUGUCUGCUGAGCUGUGAGCUGAUCUUCUUAGAGCUCUAUGUGGAGGUCCCUGCCAAGACAACUGUGACCAUGUUUAACCAAACCUUGCUUCCUGCACAGUUCACCUGGAUAGAGUCUCCACUCCAUGGUAGACAGGCAUCUCUAUGCUCUGCCACUUUCAACCCCUCAACUGGCACUCUGGGCCCAAAUGCCAAGAUGGAGAUUACAGUGACCUUCACAGCUCACACAGAAUUGGAGCUGACUGAGGUAGCAGCAGUCUGUGAGGUUAAGGGGAUGAAAGAGCUUUUGAUUCUGGGCUUCUUAUCUAAAGCCAAGAAACUCUACGUGUCGCACUCUCUACCCGGAGAUUGCUCGAUGUCUGAUGAUAUGGUCACUUCUCCCUUGGUGCUUGACUUUGGAGAUGUUAUCUUGAGAAGAGCAGUCACCAAGCAAUUGAUCAUAACCAAUCACACGGCUAUACCUGCUCCAUUCAAUGUGGAGGUUGAAUACUUUACAGGAUACAACCCCUCAAAAUUAGCUGGUCAAUCACAUAAGAGAGCUUCACACAUGAGGAGACCACUACACUCCAUUGUAAAAACCAUGAAGGUUGAGGAGAAAGAACAUGAGAAAUUUGUGAGCAGGCUCCUUGCUGAUGGGAAAGGUUUGGCAUUUUUUGUCCAGCCUGACUCUGGGAUGCUGGGGUCCUUUGAGACCAAGACAAUAGACAUCACUGCCUUUACCAACAUGUGGGGGGAAUAUCAAGAUCAGCUCAUUAGCAAAGUUGGUGACCUCCCUGCUAAGCCUAUUUCUAUGCAGAUAACAGUGAGGGGGUGUCCUCUCUAUUUCCAGAUGAUAGGGCCACAGCCAGAAAACCAAAAUAAAGGGCCAAUCAUACGGUUUGGCAACCAUGUAUCUGGAGGAGACACAGUGUCUCGCUCCCUUCGGCUCAUCAACACCAGUCCAUUUGAUAUCCUCAUGGACUGGGAGAGCUACAAUCUGAUGCAGGGGGACAUGAAGCUGCUUGACGUGGUGGUGGCUUGUGGGGAUGCAUUUCCUCUGAAGGAUGCUGAUGGUAAUGAAGUGGUGGACAGGACUGAUUCCCCACCCACUUGGAAUUGCAGCCACACUCCCAGCUCUGAUGGAAAAAGCUCAUCUCUUAGCAGCCAGUUUAGAGAGGAAAUAAUUACAAGUGAUGAAGAUGAGACUGUCGAUGUGAAAGGGACACUUUAUCCAACGGCUGAAAACAAAAAACUGUUCUCUGUCUUCAUUAUACCACAUGAGGGCAACGCUGCAGACUAUCCAUACUGCAUCACACCACAGCAAAUAGUGGUUCCAGCAGGGGGUUCCAGCACUAUUCAUGUGUCCUUCACUCCUCUGACUAUUACAGGAAUGCAUAGCAACCCAGAUUGUGUGGGCUUUGCUCUGGGAUUUAUGAGUCUGGACUUCAAGGUGGCUUCCUGUGUCUCAGGAAAAGUUCAGCGAGCACAGGGCCGGGAUCUGAAACCUCUGAGACUGAAUCUUCAAGCCUCUGUCAGACCUGCAGUGCUGUCAGUGCAGAUGGAAAAGGGUGAGGAGACAAUGGAAUUCUAUGCUGUAGCCAGUGAUUUACUGCUGGAGGACACAGGCACUGAGAUGGCUGUGCAAAAGGACUGUGCCAUUGCAAAAUAUUUCACAAUCAAGAACACAACAGAGAUGCCCCUGGGUUUCAGGCUGAGUACCCAGGCUCCUUUCACCGUGCUCCUGGUCAAGUCCCAUGCUCAGACAGAGUCCCACUCCAGCACCCAGGACAGGACAGCUAGCAUCCCAACAGGGGACGACCAGUUCCUGGUGCUCCAGCCUCAACACAACAUGCAGGUGAAGGUGGCCUUCCACUGCUCCCUGUCUUUGCUGGCCUAUCUGAGACAACCUACAGAGGAAGCCCCUUCUUCUGUGACACUAAUGCGCAGUGACAACGGGGAAAGGAAGUUAAGAUUCCAUCAGAACCUCAAAGUGCAUUACCGCAACAAUAGCCUGCAGAAUGUGCCUCUCUGUGCCACCCUGGUUCUGCCCACGGUUCAUCUGUCCUGCCCCAGCAUUGACUUCGGCACCUGCUACGUGGGGCAGGCCAAACUCAAGGAGGUGUACCUGCAUAAUCAUGGGAUUUCCUACAGCUACUGGAGAGCAACAAUAGACCCAAGUGACGAAAAGUCCGAUGUGUUCAGAGUGACACCAGACUGCGGGGUCCUAAAGCCCCAGGAAUUCCCCGUCUCCACCUGCAGACAGGUCCUACAAGUCAGCUUUACAGCCAGUGACAAGAUGCAGUUCCAAGCCACAGUCACAAUCCAGGGGGUCCUUGGAGAGCCCAACCUUACUCUGCAGCUGCAAGGAAUGGGCUCCUACGACGAGAGACACACGUCUCCUCCAUCUCACUCUUAGCACCUCUUCCUUUUUUUGUCUUUACACAUUUUAAGAUGCAUCAUCCGUUUCCUCUCCUUGGAGUUAUAUUGGUAUAUGUAUCAAUAGAAGUCUUACACGUGGUUUAAAAUAUAACCUUCAUUUGUUUUCAAUAUGAAAGACCUUUCCAAUUCCUCAAAAUUCUAACAGUGAGAAUAUUUUUGUUCUAUACUAUUCCAUCAAAAAUGUAAUAUGUCGGAAAUGAGAACUUGAUUUAUGAAAAGUACAGCUAGUGUGUUUAUUUCUGAAAUUCAAUUGCUACUCAAUAAAAAAAAAAUACUGUCAAAUGUUACACCAUAUUUCUGAUGCUACUAUGUUAUUUGUUCAAAAACACUAUGUAAAGUGAUAACUCUUCCAGUAAACAAUCACCAAUGGACUUGUACAACAAUCAACUGUUUGUACUGAAAUCUGAAGCAUUGAGACCCAUUUUUCACACAAGAAUGCAAUUUCUGAUGAUUUAUUCAUCCAAGUAUAUUGGCAUAUCCAGCUUUUGAAACAAAAUAAAUUGCUCUGUUUCCAUAAGCAAGUUAUUUCAUUUACGGCCCAGGGUACUCGAAUACUGCAGCA